CUCCCUCACCGCCUCCACCGCUGGCCUCCGGCCGCCAGGGGGCGCUGCUGGCGCCCGCUCCCCUCGCGAGCUCUCGCGCGAACCCCGCGGCCUCUUUCCGGAAGCGGAAGCGCCUCCUUCUCUUUCCGGCCGAGCGGCGCGGCGGCAGCAGCGGGCCAAAAUGAAGUUCAAUCCAUUUGUGACCUCAGACCGCAGCAAGAACCGCAAACGGCACUUCAAUGCACCUUCUCACAUCCGAAGAAAAAUAAUGUCCUCCCCGCUCUCCAAGGAGUUGCGGCAGAAAUACAACGUCCGCUCGAUGCCCAUCAGAAAGGACGAUGAAGUCCAGGUUGUCCGGGGGCAUUACAAAGGGCAGCAGAUCGGCAAGGUGGUCCAGGUGUACAGGAAGAAAUACGUCAUCUACAUCGAACGUGUGCAGCGUGAGAAGGCCAAUGGCACGACUGUGCACGUGGGAAUCCAUCCUAGCAAGGUGGUGAUCACAAGGCUAAAGCUGGACAAAGAUCGCAAGAAGAUCUUGGAGCGUAAAGCAAAAUCUCGCCAGGUUGGCAAGGAGAAAGGCAAAUACAAGGAAGAAACAAUCGAAAAGAUGCAAGAGUAGAUUGUUUUCUAUUUGACACCAUUAAAGAACUGCUAAAACUAAA
This is a messenger RNA of Anas platyrhynchos (mallard), 641 nucleotides long. RefSeq names its product ribosomal protein L26 like 1 (gene RPL26L1). Gene Ontology annotation, biological process: translation. Gene Ontology annotation, molecular function: structural constituent of ribosome; RNA binding. The record is from RefSeq and is a predicted model, not a curated record. Gene Ontology annotation, cellular component: ribosome; large ribosomal subunit. NCBI's taxonomy places the organism in Eukaryota, Metazoa, Chordata, Aves, Anseriformes, Anatidae.